AUGAACAGGAUACGGUCCGACAAUGCUAAGGCUCAGUGCAAUCAGAGGGUCAAGGAUAUCUACAGGACCUUUUGCAUCGACGACUGGCACUCUGAGGCCUACAAGGGCAACCAAAACUUUGCUGAGUUGGGCUGGAGAGAUACGAAAGCAAAGAUCCAAAUGGUACUGGACACCCGGGAUGUCCCCUCUGAGUGCUGGCUCCUGUGUGGACAGUUCAUAUCCGCUCUACAGAACCACAUCGCCCUGGAAUGCCUUGGUUGGCGUACACCUUUUGAGUGGUUGUUCGGUUUCACACCGGAUAUCUCAGCCCUUAUUCAGUUUGAGUUCUACGAACCCGUAUAUUACCAGAAGUAUGGUGGUUCAUUUCCAGAAGAUUCUGUUGAGGCGGUGGGACGGUUUGUCGGUGUAGCGGAGGACGUGGGUCAUGGGAUGACUUACAAAAUAUUGACGGAGUCAGGCAAGGUCAUAUGCAAGGUGGUGGCCAGGACGGCAAGGAAGGGAGCUGAACUCAGCAACUGGAAGGCUGAUGGACUAGCCCCGAAGCUGGCCCCCAAGCGAAAGCCAAUCUCAGGGCAGAAGGCCUCCACAAGCGAAGCUGACCUUGUAGUCGGGGCCGCUCCGGAGACUGAAGUGAUUGAGAAAGGCAUCGAGAUAGAGGAGACGGAGGAGAAUGGGGAGUUUCACAACUCCAUACGCAAGGAUAUCCUAUCCAACCUUGAGCACAGGGAUGUCCUAGACGGUGGCAACCUGCCAGUCAUUGACAUCACCAACCUUCUUAACAGGACCUUUAUCACCCACCCCAACGAGGAAGGCGAGCAGCAUAGAGCCAAGAUUGUGUCUGCCGAGGCCACAGGAGAGACCAAUGCAGACGGAUCAGCAGCUGUAUACAGGUUCAAGUGCAAACAUGGGGACGAAUACUUUGAGGAAGUUUUGGCAUACUCAAAGAUGCUGGAAUGUCCAAGUACGAGGUGCUGA
Molecule: messenger RNA, 975 nt
Organism: Seminavis robusta
Lineage: Eukaryota; Bacillariophyta; Bacillariophyceae; Naviculales; Naviculaceae
Source: the annotation of a GenBank genome assembly